Messenger RNA from Sugiyamaella lignohabitans, 3435 nucleotides. RefSeq names its product Rpo41p (gene RPO41). Gene Ontology annotation, molecular function: mitochondrial promoter sequence-specific DNA binding; DNA-directed RNA polymerase activity. The transcript has a single exon. Lineage: Eukaryota; Fungi; Ascomycota; Dipodascomycetes; Dipodascales; Trichomonascaceae. Gene Ontology annotation, cellular component: mitochondrial DNA-directed RNA polymerase complex. The record is from RefSeq and is a predicted model, not a curated record. The coding region runs from base 1 to 3435 and encodes 1144 amino acids. Gene Ontology annotation, biological process: mitochondrial transcription.
AUGUCUUUGGAAUCAAAAGGUGAAGCUGAUGAACAGAAUGUGAAAGAUGUGUUCACCGCAAACAUCACUCCUAGUGACGCCACCAGCAGUACUGCCACUUCUAGUGGGUCUACCACUGGUGCCAAGGACACUGCCGAAGCAUCCAGUAAUGCCAACGGUAUUGAUUUAACAGAGUUGAUUCCUGCAAUCGAAAAGAAGGGUGUUAGUACACUUCUUCCUACUGAGACUCUUGGUUUGAAGACUAUUCGCCACACAUUGACAGGUCUUUUGGAAGGUUCUGAGGAAGAUCUAUCACCAUUGCUACAAGAUAAAAACGUCGAAUCAGGUAAUUAUGUGGACUUUCUCGAACUUUCAGAUAAAAUCCCAGAGGACAAGAAACAUGAGUUUGAUGAGCUUCUCGAAAAGUAUAAUGAGGCUAGACAACAGAGUGUGGAGUCGAGAGGUUUUGAAGGAGCUCGUGAGAAAUGGAAGAAGCUUUUUGAGAAGCGGGUCGCUAUUCAAAACAAAGCCAAGACCGGUGGUCAACAGACUGUCACAUUUAAAGCUCUCGACACUCUGCUUUGGGAGUGGAACAAAGAUAUGCUCCCGUUGAUCAAAGCAGAGUUUGAUCGAAUCCAGAAAGUACUCAAGUAUUCGACCCUAUCACAAAUUCCUGCUGACAUUAAGAAGGAGAACAGCGCAAGUUCUCAGAAUGUUAGCUACGCCGAUAGAUUUGAAUAUGGCCCUUACUUGACUCUUGUCAAGCCAGAAAACCUUGGGCCCAUCACCAUGUUAGAGCUCCUCAAGCUGAACUCUACUGGAGGUGUCCAAGAGGGUAUGCGUACUGCUCGAGCUGUCUUAGCUGUUGGUAAGACGGUUGAGAUGGAGUACAGAAUGCAAGUGGCUAAACAACGUGAGAAGGAGGCUCUAAAAGGUGUCGACCACAAUCAGUCAGCUCUAGCAUCAGUUAGAACUGCUGUCAAGAACAGUGAUCUAGGUACCGUUCAGACGUCAUGGCCAUUGCAUAUUCGUGCCAAGAUUGGAUCUCUGUUGAUUUCACUUUUAUUGCAAGUCGCAAAGGUUGCUGUGUACGGUAAGGACCCUAUCACAGGAGAAAAAGUCUCUGGUAAAGCUCCUGCAUUCUACCAUUCAUAUCAAUACCACAAUGGAAGCAGAGUUGGUGUCCUAAAGGUGCACAAGUCUGUUGCCAAACAUCUAUCUGGUGAAGCUAUGGCUACUGCUAUCCAACCCCAAUUACUUCCAAUGCUUGUCAAGCCUCGACCUUGGACUGCUUGGAACAAGGGUGGAUACUUGUAUAGUUCUGCCAAGGUCAUGAGAUCUAGAGACUCUCCUGAACAGGUUGCUUAUCUUAAAGCAGCCUCUGACAGAGGUACUCUCGAUCAAGUUUACGAGGGUCUUAAUGUUUUGGGUAAUACUGCCUGGACCAUCAACAAGGAUAUUUUUGAAGUCAUUCUCAAAGUAUGGAAUACUGGAGAAGAGUUUUUGGAAAUUCCUCGCCGAGUCGAGAUUCAACCUGAGCUCCCACCUGCUCCACCUAGAGAUGCCGAUCCAAGUGUUCGUAGAGAUUGGCUUCGUCAGUGUCGAUUGAUUGUUAAUGAGAACCAAGCUUUAUACUCUCAAAGAUGUGACACAAACUACAAACUGGAGAUUGCUCGUGCAUUUUUAGGAGAACGUUUCUACUUACCUCAUAACCUCGACUUCCGUGGCCGGGCUUAUCCAUUAUCACCACAUUUAAAUCACCUUGGUAAUGACUUGUCAAGAGGUUUAUUGAAAUUCUGGGAAGCUCGUGAACUUGGAGAACAUGGAUUGAACUGGUUGAAAGUCCAUUGUGCUAAUGUCUUUGGACAUAACAAGUUCAGUUUUGAAGAUCGUAUCGCAUUUGCGGAUGAGAACAUGGAAAAGAUUUUGGAUUCUGCAAACAGCCCAAUGGAAGGUCAGAAGUGGUGGCAGGAAGCAGAGAGUCCAUGGCAGGCUCUUGCAACCUGUAUUGAAAUCCGAAACGCCAUGAAUUUGGAGGAUCCUUCAAAGUACAAGUGUCGUCUUCCUGUACAUAUGGACGGUAGUUGUAACGGAUUACAGCAUUACGCUGCUCUCGGUGGUGAUGUUGAAGGUGCUGCUGAGGUUAAUCUUGUCCCAAGUUCCAAACCCCAAGACGUUUAUUCCAGAGUACUCGAGAUUGUACGGGUUCGAGUUGAGGAAGAUGCCACCAAGGGUCAUAAAGAGGCCAAAAUGGCUGUGGAUAAGUUGUCGAGAAAGCUCAUCAAACAAACUGUAAUGACCCACGUCUACGGAGUUACAUUUGUAGGUGCACGUCAACAAAUUUCCAACCGAUUGUCGGACGCUGGUCUGGAGCAAGAACAUCUGUACUCAACAGCAGGAUACCUUGCCAAGACUGUCUUAGGAGCUGUGAGAUCUUUGUUUGAAGGUGCUCAUUUGAUCCAAGACUGGCUGGGUGAUAACGCUACUAGAAUCUCUCGUUCAGUGAGAUUGGAUAUGGGCAGCAUGGCUACCAAAAGCUCUAAAAAUGGUAACCGACCCGAGUUUAUGUCUUCGGUCAUUUGGACGACUCCAUUAGGAUUGCCCAUUGUCCAACCCUACAGACAAGAUACCAAAAAGCAGGUGAUUACUUCGUUGCAGAGUGUAUUUAUUACAGAUCCAUAUGCUCUUCGUGGUGUCAAUGGCCGCAAACAAAGAACUGCAUUCCCUCCUAAUUUCAUCCAUUCUUUGGAUGCCAGUCACAUGUUGAUGUCAGCUAUCGGUUGUGGUCGAGAGGGUAUUUCGUUUGCUGCUGUGCACGAUUCGUAUUGGACACACCCUGGUGAUAUUGACAAGAUGAACCGUAUUUUGCGUGAUUGUUUUAUCGAGUUGCACCAAGUCGAUUUGGUUGACAAGUUGCGAAUUGAAUUCGAACAAAGGUACACUGGUUUGUUGCAAUAUGCUGAGAUCCCCAAGGAUUGCGAUAUUGCCCAGAAAAUCAUUCGAGCUCAAGCAAAGUAUUCAAUUGAAAAGUAUGGCACUGAAAAGAAACUGACAGUGGCCGAUCAGAUUGAGAUGGAGAAUAAACGACUAGAGGCUCUGGAAGCCGGUCUCGAGGAUAUCGAGACUCCUGUUAGCAUUAUAGAAUCAUUAUCGGAACAAGAGCUCGACACAUUGCUCAAUCAGAUUCCCAAAAAAGUCAAGAGAAAGAGACAGGUCAAGAAUGCCAACUUCCGCUCGACUGAGCACGUCGGAACAGGUGCCGAUAACUUCGAGCAACUCGAGAAACAAGCACAAGAAGCCGAAGUCGAGGAAGCUGACGAGAACAUCGACUCACUGACGACUGGCAGAAGUUCUACAUUAAUGGGAAUCCUGGUGCCACUGCGCAUCACCAAAGUACCUGCCAAGGGCGACUUCGACGUGCACCAACUCCGCGACAGCAAGUACUUCUUCUCCUAA